This is a messenger RNA of Rhodotorula graminis WP1, 1519 nucleotides long. RefSeq names its product carbohydrate esterase family 4 protein. Gene Ontology annotation, molecular function: chitin deacetylase activity. Lineage: Eukaryota; Fungi; Basidiomycota; Microbotryomycetes; Sporidiobolales; Sporidiobolaceae. The transcript is spliced from 6 exons. The coding region runs from base 6 to 1235 and encodes 409 amino acids. Gene Ontology annotation, cellular component: membrane. The record is from RefSeq and is a predicted model, not a curated record. Gene Ontology annotation, biological process: carbohydrate metabolic process.
CCAGCAUGCUCGCCAGCCUCCUGUUCCUCGCGCCUCUCGCCCUCGCGUCGCCCUUGUACAAGCGCCAGAGCAACACCUACCCUGAACCUCUGCAGCGCGGUCCUCCUCCCAGGCAGCCCUGGAUCGACACGUACAACGCCGCCAAGGCGGCCGGCAAGAUCCCGUCGUUUGCGCCCGCUCGCCUCAACAGCGACGGCGUCCCGUUCUACUCGGGCGGCGUCGCAACCGACGACAAGGGCGUCUGCUCGUGGUCCCAGGCGCACUGCUUCGGCGACAACGACAUCUACGACGCGCCCGACGGCAUGUACGCCAUCAACUUUGACGACGGCCCCGUGCCGGCCUCGAUCCCGCUGUACAACUUCCUCGAGAAGGAGAACCAGACGGGCACGCACUUCCUCAUCGGCACCAACGUCGUCGACUACCCGGACGCGUUCAAGAAGGUCCUUGACAUCGGUGGCCACGUCGCCGUCCACACCUGGAGCCACCCUUACAUGACGACCAUGGACGACAUGCAGGUCCUCGGCGAGCUCGGCUGGACCGCUCAGGCCAUCUUCGACCACUCGAACGGCAUCGUCCCGGCCUUCUGGCGUCCUCCGUACGGCGACGCCGACGCUCGUGUUCGCGCCAUCGCCGAGGAGGUCUUUGGCCUCAAGCUCGUCGGCUGGAACCGCGACUCGAACGACUGGUGCCUGAACGAUAACCCGGGCUCGGCGUGCGCCGCCUACGGCCUGUCGGGCGCGUCAGACCUCGAGGCCGAGCUGCGUGGGUGGCAGACGGGCGCCAAGUCGCCCGGCUGCAUCGGCCUCGAGCACGAGACGGGCUCGCUCAUCGUCAACGCCUUCAUCUCGACGUAUCCGGGCAUCAAGCAGCACGGCUGGGACGCGAGGUGCGUCCCGGACCUGUUCAACCUCGACUGGUACCAGAACGGCAAGAACAACGACGGGCCGUUCGACACGUCGUUCGUCAUCGGCUCGGGCCCCGACUCGAACUCGACCUCGUCGGCCUCGUCGGCCACGAGCAGCGCGUCGUCGUCGGCCUCGACGGCGUCGGUCUCGAGCUCGGGCUCGGCGCGUGCGAGCUCGUCGGCGACCGUGUCGAGCGCCGGCGUCGCCGUCCCGAGCAAGGACGCGCAGGCGUCGACGGACAAGGACUCGGGCGCCAGCGCGCUGUCGCGCUCGUCGCUCGCCGGCAGUGUCGCCGUUGUCGGGCUCGUCGCCGUCGCCGCUCUCGCUUAAAGGGCCUGUAUCUCGCCCCUCGUGUCACCUUUCCUCCUCUCUCUCCCCGUCUCUCCUUCAUUCGCCCUUCCUUAGCUGUGCAUAGAGGACCACCCCGUUACACUCCCUUCGUCGACGUACCUCCUGGACUCGCAUAUAUACCCCCGUCACGCCUUUCUCUCGUCGCUUCCGCAGUGGACGUUGUCGAGCACGCCUCCUUCCCCUCCCCCUCUCCCUCUCGGGCAAAGACACUUCCCCUCUCUCCUUCCCUCCCUCGCUGGAACACUGUCUCGUGGCACGACGUG